This is a messenger RNA of Xiphophorus couchianus (Monterrey platyfish), 3428 nucleotides long. RefSeq lists its product as uncharacterized. The transcript has 10 exons. Bases 243 to 3152 code for a protein of 969 amino acids. The record is from RefSeq and is a predicted model, not a curated record. Lineage: Eukaryota; Metazoa; Chordata; Actinopteri; Cyprinodontiformes; Poeciliidae.
UUUAUAACUUAAUUGAUGUUCGGUAGAGUUGUGACGCCAAAGUUAAGGUGUCAUUAGUUAUUAACACAGGGCUGGGCCGUAAGCCUCAGCUAGCUGCUUUUUGCAACCAAGCAGGAACUCCGGCCUGUGCCGGAGUCUAAAUCAAGCGCUCCUUUUUUGACUGCUGCACACCUGCACCGAAGGAGGAGAUUCAGACCUUCAUGCUAACAUCCGAGGAAUGAGGAGCAAUCUAGCUAAAGAAAAUGAGAAGUAGAUCCAGUGAUAGGAGUGACGGUGGAGUAGAGUCUACACCCAGCUGUUCCAGUUUAAAAGCUACAGAUGAGACAUUUGGGCUUGAUCCAGAGCAGAGGCAAAUGGAUCAAACACGUCAAGCUCGUCGCCUGCAGAAACUUAAAGCCCAUCACAAUAAAUGUGAGGCUCAUCACAAGAAGCUCGUCACAAAGGCAACAAAUGAAGUGAGGGAGAACACGUCUUUUCUCCAUCAGAAGGGCUUAAUGUCAAAACAGUCAUCCGAUGAGAGCGACGAUACCAUCAUCCUUGGUCCAACACCAACUGAAGGGGACAUGAGCGUGCCUGAGCUUACAAGAACUGACAGUGUGAUUCUAAACAAACAAAUGCUUUGCUACUCAGAAGCAUCUCUAUCAAGUUCUGACAUCACUGAGGAAGAGUAUGUUCCCGAUUCUGAGAAAUCUGAGAGUGGCAGUCUAAACGACAGUGACAGUUCAGUAGACGUUAAACAGCUCAAGAAGAGGAAGAAAAGAGCCCAGAAAAAUACUUCUUCUCUGGAAGUCCAACCACUUAAGAGAAUGCGUGUGACCACUUCUAGUUCCUUGACUGCAAAAGAUCCUGGAGAAUCUUCUUCAACUGAUGCAAAAGAUCCUGGAGAAUCUUCUUCAACUGAUGCAAAAGAUCCUGGAGAAUCUUCUUCAACUGAUGCAAAAGAUCCUGGAGAAUCUUCUUCACUUGAUGUGACAGUCAUGACCUUGAAGAAGAAGGGAGAUGGCAGUAGGGCUUACAAUAAAAGGUACUUUUGUGCAUUUUGUAGCAAACCUUACAGCAAAAUGGCACGUCAUCUAGAAGCAAAACACAGUGAUACACCAGAAGUGGAAAGUGCACUGAAAUGUCCCAAAGGUUCUAGAGAACGACGGCUGCAGUUGUCCUUGAUAAGAAACAAAGGAAACCGUGCCCAUAAUAAUAAAGUCAUUAAAGAGGGAAAAGGAAUGCUCAUUCCCCGCCAACAAUGCACUAAAUCUGCAAAAGCUGGUGAUUACUUGCAUUGCAUCAACUGCGAGGGUUACCUCAAGCGGAAAUCCUUGUGGAGGCAUAUGCAGAGGUGUUAUCUCAGUCAAAAAGUCAAAGGACUGAAGCCAGGAACAUCUCGAGUCCAAGCCAUUUGCAAAUAUGCAGAGCCAGUACCAGACAGCGUCAAUGCACAGUUUUGGAAACUAAUACAUGACAUGCACCAUGAUGAUGUAGCAAAAGUUGUCCAAAGUGAGAAGUGCAUCUUGAAAUUUGGAGAACAUUUGUUCAACAAACAUGGUCAAGAUGUUACAAGACACGAAUACAUCCGACAGAAGAUGCGCGAAACCGCACGAGUUGUUCUGCAAGGGAAGAAAGAUGGCAAGUUGGAGACGCUCCCAGACUUCUUUGUGCCAGCUAACUUCCCUCAUGUUAUAGAUGCAGUUAAGAAAGUGGCUGGCUUGGAUGAAAGAACAAACGUCUUCAAAACGCCAUCUUUAGCACUCAAGUUGGGUCACAACCUCAAGAAAGUGGCAAAUGUUCUUGAAUGUGAGGCUAUGAUCUCAGGCGAUGAGAAUACCAUUCACAAUGUGCGAAUUUUCAAACAAAUCUGUGAGACCAGAUGGAGCGAGUGUGUCUCUUCCCAUGCUCUUAGGACUUUGAAUGAGGCUAAGUGGAAUGCUCCUCAGCUUAUUCCCUUUGCUGAAGACGUUAGGAAAAUGCACCAGUAUCUUGACACAAAAAGGAUGGAGUGCCAGAGGAACCUGAAGGAAGAAGCUGUAAAGAAGAACUGGGCUGAACUUGCCAAGAUCACGCUUUGUGAGGUGAUAAUAUUCAACCGGAGAAGAGAGGGAGAAGUAUCCAAGAUGCCACUGAACGCUUUCACCUUGAGAGAUACCUCUGUCACCCAUCCAGAUGUGGAGCUUGCUUUGUCAGAACUUGAAAAGAAGCUGUGUAAACACUUCCAGCGAAUUGAGAUAAAAGGCAAACGUGGCCGAAAGGUUCCCAUUCUCCUAACUCCUAAUAUGGCAUCAUCAAUGGAGUUGCUUGUCCAAAAUCGCCGCAAUUGUGAUGUAUUGGAUGAGAAUCCAUACAUGUUCGGGAGACCACAGACUCUCAAUCACUUCAGAGGAUCGGAUAUUAUUCGUGAGAUGGCUCAAAACUGUGGAGCAAAACACCCUGGAGCAUUGUCCUCAACCAAACUGAGGAAGCACAUGGCCACCAUGUCAAAGGUACUUAACCUAAAGGACAAUGAAAUGGACGACCUAGCUGACUUCCUUGGCCAUGACAUUAGAGUUCAUCGUCAGUAUUAUAGAUUGCCUGAAGGGACAUUACAGUUGGCAAAAAUCAGUAAAGUGUUGCUGGCACUAGAAAGAGGACAGCUCUCCCACUUCAAAGGACGAAAUCUGGAUGAAAUCAGCAUUGAUCCACAAGAAAAAAUGUCUGUGGACAGUGGAUCAGACACUGAAGAAGAGGUUGACUCAGCUGAGAGGGAUGCUGGUACUUCAUCUUCCAGAUCACCAGAUAUGGAUGGCAACAAAAAAGUAGAAAAUGGUCAAUUUGGGGUGACCAGGAGAUGCACCACUGAAGUUGGACAAAGCAAUGAUCUGCCCUCAGCAAAAGAGAGGUCAGAUGACGAGGUACUGGCAGACAUGGAAGUCUCUGGCAACUCCAACACGACUAACGGCCCACCACAAAAGAAGAGACUGAAGUGGAACCAAGAAGAAAUCCAGGCAGUGGAGAAAACACUCAUGGACUGUAUUGACUCUGGAAAGGUUCCUGGGAAAGCCCAGUGUAUGAAGUGCAUUGAAACCUCACCAGUAGCCCUCAAGGACAGGACAUGGCAAGGGAUUAAAUUCUAUGUGAAAAAUCGCAUAGAUGCAUUAAAACGAGAGACUUUCAAAAGAAGGUAAGCGUUGACCUUUUUGUUACUGUGAAAGAAAACGGAUCAUUUGUUAGUGCCAUUACCACGCCGAUUCUGUUUGGAGUUUCUGCCGGUUUUGAAGUUUUGAGACAGCUGCAGUCAAGUUUUGUAAUGCAAGUAUGUAUGCAUACUGUAUGUUCAUGUUUAUUGAUACAUAUCAAUGAAUACAUUUCAUUUUAGUACAUGCAUGUUGGAUUGUAUGUAUAUUUUUUGCAACAAGAUACUGUAAGUUAUGCAAUAAAAUGGUUCACAUAGAACCAGAAAA